Arabidopsis arenosa is the source of this 833-nucleotide messenger RNA. The record is from the annotation of a GenBank genome assembly. Lineage: Eukaryota; Viridiplantae; Streptophyta; Magnoliopsida; Brassicales; Brassicaceae.
CUUGAUUGCAUAAACCGGAUUGAAAAUGUAUCUAAGUCGGAGAAUACAGAGCGGAGGUUUUGCGGUGUAUAGGCAGGGCCUUGCGGAGGUCUUACAAAUAUACAACAAAGUUGAGAGGAAGACAACUUUGAAUCCAUGUCCGGCGAUUGUUCGAUUUGGAAGAGACUAUCAUAACCAAAUGUGUCCACAAGGUCUCAAGUUAUCAAAUCCGCUUAAUGCCGGGAGAUACUUUAGUAAUGGUUCCAACAACUCCAAUAUGCAACCUUCUCCUCCAAACCAAUGGUUUAAUUUUUCUUGGGGAAGAUGGGUUAUAGGUUCUGCGAUAUCCUUAGUGUUAUCUUUCUGGAACAACGAAAGGAUACAAAAACUGAAACGGAUCGAAGGAGAGGCAGAGUUGGUCGUGGAAGGGGUAGAGGCUGUAGCAGAAAUGGUGGAGAAAGUAGCGACGGCGACUGACGAAAUGGCUGAAGAAAUAGCAGAGAAACUGCCUGAGAAAAAUAAACUAAAACAAGUGGCUUUGGUUCUAGAACAUAUUUCAGAGGUUGCUGCCCAUGAAGCACAUUUAACCCAAGAUUUCCUUCACAAGGUGGAAAAAGUCACACAAGAUAUAGAUGACUUGGAGGCAAUGAUAAAGCCUUUGAUAGACAAAAAAGUGGCAAAUGCUGAAACAAAGCAUCAAAGUAAAGAAGAAGAAGCAAACCCUGAGUCGCCUUCACGCCACUAAUCUCUUCAUAUAUCAUCUAAUUUGGAUGUAAUAAUAAUAAAAAAAAAAACUUCUUCUAAAUAUAUAAUGAUUUGUUAUAUAGUCGUUUUAAUGAAUACAUUUUCAAAUU